Messenger RNA from Prunus avium (sweet cherry), 2239 nucleotides. NCBI's taxonomy places the organism in Eukaryota, Viridiplantae, Streptophyta, Magnoliopsida, Rosales, Rosaceae. The record is from RefSeq and is a predicted model, not a curated record.
UGUUAGACCCAUUUGACGCAAGCAAGUACAUGAGCACCAUCUUGGUCACUAAUGAAAUUCAAAACCCUAAUAGCAGACCCAGGAAGCGAAAUGCUCAACCGUCAAAACGAAAAGAGUCCCUAAAGCCAACAGUGAAGGCUCCACUGCUCCAAUGAACCAUAAGGUAGAAGGUGUGGGACCAUCUGAUGACGUGGCAAGAUCCAAAACCGUCAUCGAAACAACCCCGAUGGAAUGUCAGCCGUCGAUUAAAAUAACGAUGCUACACGUGUGCCACAAAGUGCCGUAUUAAAACCCGCCAAAAUUAACCACAACCCAACCAAACAAAUUCCCGCCAUGAUAACUCUCACUCCUAAAACCCUAUCCCCUUUCUCAUUUCUCUGCAACCCCAUACCAAAACACCAAAACCAAAACUCAAAAUAUACCAUUGUAACCCAAUAUUCAGACUCUAACUCAAAGCCAACCUUCAAUUCCAAUUGCGAGUCUGAGUUCCAGACCGAGAGGGGUCUUAAAUUCGAUAUCGGCGAGACCUUCUUCCGCCAUGAAAGCGCCACCGGCCGCGACCUCGGCGUGCUCGCCGCAGCGCUGUACAAGAGAUCCAAAGGCAAAUUGCGAGUUCUCGAUGCACUGUGCGGCUGCGGAAUUCGAUCUCUUCGGUACCUCAUCGAGGCAGAGGCCGAUUUUGUUUUAGCAAAUGAUGCAAAUGAUGAUAACAGGAAAGUUAUCACGGAGAACUUGUCGCAGGUAGAGAGUAGUUCUGGCGACGAUCCGAGGUGGGCAGUGACACUUUCGGAUGCAAAUCGGAUCAUGACGGAGUGUUAUCUCAAAAGAGAUUUCUUUGAUUUGAUUGACAUUGAUUCAUUUGGGAGCGAUUCGUCGUUUCUGAGGUCGGCGAUUAAUGCUUUGAAAUUGGAUGGGUUGUUGUAUGUUACUUCCACUGAUGGAUUCUCGUCGGGUGGUCGCAGGCCUCAACAAACUUUAGCUGCAUAUGGAGCUUACGUUCGACCUAUGCCAUAUUCAAAUGAGCUUGGUUUGCGAAUGCUUAUAGGAGGGGCUGUGAGGGUAGCUUCUGUGCUGGGUUAUCGAGUUACUCCUCUAUUUUCAUACUAUUCAUAUCAUGGACCCAUUUUCAGAGUCAUGCUCCGUGUAAAUCGAGGAAAGCUUCCUGAUAACAGAAAUUAUGGUUUCAUCAGCUACUGCCACAACUGUGGAAGUUCUCAAGAAUAUUCAUGGGCUGAACUUGGUCGGAUGAGUUGCCCCUGCAGCGAUUCAAAGGUACAAGGAUGCGUUUCUUCGUUAAAACUCGCUCUCAUUCAUGUAGUGGUUUCCAAGUCAUUAGUUGUUUCUGGCCCCCUCUGGACAGGGCCUCUGCAUGAUACCCUUUACAUUACAGAAAUGCUGCAUUUGGCUGAGGAAUGGGGAUGGGCAGGCAGUGGCUCAGGAACUGAUCUCGACAAGCUUUUGAACCAAAUGGUGGCCGAGAGUGACCCCAGAUUACCGUUUGGGUACACCAAGUUGGACGAGGUGGCCAGCCGUGCGAAAGUAAAUUCUCCACCGCUCAGAGCCGUUAUGUCCACUCUUGAAAAGGUAUUUCCACACAACUCACUUUGGCAAAGCAUUUUGUUGGGAUUAGCUAAUGGACCAAAAAUAGGGCACAUGUCAGUAGUGCAUGUCCAACAGUUGGGAGUUUGGGGGGCGUGGGGCGCAUGUUGGUCAAUUUUGGGAGCUGCUGGGUAUGAGUGCAUGGUGGACAACUGGAGUUCUAGGAGCUGCUGGGAGGGAUAUGCUGUGAGUAGAUCACACAUUGAGUCCAACGCAAUCAAGACAAACUGUUCAAUGGCAGGUUGCAUUAGAAUUGCUAAGCAACUUCAGCAGUGCUCCAGUGCUGAAUGAUUUCCAAUACCAGGAGAGCAGAAGACGGGGCCAGAAAAGUUGCAUCCAAUUUUGUAGCGUGCGAGCGAGCGAGCAACUAAGCGUGGAGGUGUUGAUGUUCGAGAAGAAGUGUCGUUGCUGCUCUGAUCAGGCUAGAAUGUGGAAUUUUUAAGUUUUUAUAUUAAGAAAAGAGGAGGGGUGGUGGGGUUUGAACCACAUGAAGAUGAAAGAGUAAAUGCUCUUGACCAUUUCAACUACAAAUCCCUUCCUCAUGAAAUGUGGGCUUUACGGCGAUAACUUAUGUAACAGUUGGCGUUCGAGAGAUUCAGAAGAUUUCUAUUGAGUAAUGAAUUCACACAUUCUAUGAUAA